Molecule: messenger RNA, 1584 nt
Organism: Vigna angularis (adzuki bean)
Lineage: Eukaryota; Viridiplantae; Streptophyta; Magnoliopsida; Fabales; Fabaceae
Product: pentatricopeptide repeat-containing protein At1g52640, mitochondrial-like
Exons: 1
Coding region: 16-1584 (522 amino acids)
Molecular function (GO): protein binding
Source: RefSeq, a predicted model, not a curated record
AUCACAUUGUCCCAUAUGGCUUUUCAGUCAUUUUUUUCAAAGUAUAAAACCUUACCCUCUUUCUUUUGCACCCUUGUCCAACACAAACCCAAUUACCACAUUCAUUCUUUCCCAAACCCUCAAGUCUUAGGGCCAUCAUUACCAGACCUUGUCAAUGAGAUAUCCCGUGUACUCAGUGACCAUCGAUACCCUCACCAUGAUCUAGAACUCUCUCUCAAGCCAUUUUCUCCACAAAUAUCCACUAAUUUGGUCGAACAGGUCUUGAAAAGGUGCAAGAAUCGUGGCUUCUCAGCCCAUAGAUUCUUUCUUUGGGCUAAAUCAAUUCCAGGUUUUCAGCACAAUGAUGUGAGCUUCCACAUUUUGGUGGAGAUAUUAGGAAGUUGCAAACAGUUUGCCAUACUAUGGGAUUUUCUCAUAGAAAUGAGAGACUCUCGUUCAUAUGUAAUCAACGGUGAGAUUUUCUGGCUCAUCUUCAAGGCAUAUAGCCGGGCUAAUUUACCAGAUGGUGCAAUUCGGUCUUUCAAUAGAAUGGAUGAGUUUGGAGUUAUGCCAACUGUUCAUGAUUUGGAUAAGUUGUUGUACUUUUUAUGCAAAAGGAAGCAUCUCCAGCAGGCUCAACAAUUUUUUGACAAAGCUAAGAAUCGUUUCUCUUUAUCUGCUAAAACUUACAGCAUUUUGAUAAGUGGAUGGGGUGAGAUUGGUGAUUCAGAUAAAGCCCGCGAACUGUUUGAAGCAAUGCUUGAACAAGGAUGUCUAGUGGAUUUGCUUGCGUAUAACAAUUUGUUGGGCGCUCUUUGCAAAGGUGGUUGUGUGGAUGAAGCUAAGAAUGUUUUUCACGAUAUGUUGUCAAAAAGAGUUGAGCCAGAUGCUUUUACUUAUUCAAUAUUUAUUCAUUCGUAUUGCAGUGCAAAUGAUGUGCAAUCAGCUUUCAGGGUUCUUGAUAAAAUGAGAAGGUACAACCUUUUGCCUAACGUUUUUACAUACAAUUGUAUUAUAAAACGACUAUGUAAGAAUGAACUUGUGGAAGAAGCUUAUCAAUUGUUGGAUGAAAUGAUUUCAAGAGGAGUUAAACCAGACAUUUGGAGCUAUAAUGCAAUACAAGCUUACCAUUGUGAUCAUUGUGAGGUCAAUAGGGCCCUGAGGUUAAUGUUUAGAAUGGAAAAAGAUAAAUGUCUUCCUGAUCGCCAUACAUAUAACAUGGUCCUCAAAUUGUUGAUCAGGAUAGGGAGGUUUGAUAGGGUAGCUGAAGUUUGGGAGAACAUGGUGGACAAAAAUUAUUUUCCAUCUGUCUCAACAUAUUCUGUCUUGAUUCAUGGUUUUUGUAAGAAGAAAGGAAAACUAGAGGAGGCAUGUAAGUAUUUUGAAAUGAUGAUUGAUGAAGGAAUACCACCUUAUGUUACUACUGUUGAGCUACUGAGGAAUCGACUCUUGGGUUUAGGGCUUUUAGAUCACAUUGGAAUACUGGUUGAUAAAAUGAGGCAGAGCACUUCCCAUGCAAUUCAAGAAUUGGAAAAUAUUAUGAUUGGUAAUAGAGCAACUCAUAAUACUUUGAGAUGUGAUGAGACAGAUAUAGAAAGUGACUGA